AUGGACGGCAGUACUCACCCUUGCAAGACUGAGCAAUGCGCAGGCGGCGUAGCUCGGAACAUGGCGGAAGCUCUCUGGCGGCUACGAAACGGUCGCACACGUCUACUUACCGCUAUCGGCGAAGACGACGACGGGAAAUAUUUACAGAAUAUCGCACCAGAUUUAAUACUAGAUGGUUGUGUAGUAAAAAAUGCAAGAACUGCCAAGUAUGCUGCUUUGUUUGAUGUUAACGGGGAAUGUAAAUUAGGCCUCGGAGAUAUGGAUAUCCACAAUCAGAUAACUAUUGAUCUAGUAAAUAAACAUACAGAUGUUUUAAAAGCGGCCCCAUUAAUUGUAAUUGAUGGAAAUGUACCGACUGCUACAAUGGAUCAUGUACUAAAGCUAUGUAAUGAACAUAACAAACCGGGUAAGUGGACAUCUAAUGAGCUAGCUUCGUCUUUCGAA
Molecule: messenger RNA, 444 nt
Organism: Brenthis ino (lesser marbled fritillary)
Lineage: Eukaryota; Metazoa; Arthropoda; Insecta; Lepidoptera; Nymphalidae
Source: the annotation of a GenBank genome assembly